This is a messenger RNA of Sporothrix schenckii 1099-18, 1251 nucleotides long. RefSeq lists its product as uncharacterized. The coding region runs from base 1 to 1251 and encodes 416 amino acids. Lineage: Eukaryota; Fungi; Ascomycota; Sordariomycetes; Ophiostomatales; Ophiostomataceae. The transcript is spliced from 2 exons. The record is from RefSeq and is a predicted model, not a curated record.
AUGACCGACGACAAGCCGCUGAGCUUCACCAUGGCCGACCUCAAGACUCCAAAGCUGCGCCGGUGCACCUUUGACGUGGACACGAUUGACUGGAGACGGGCGAGACUCCUUGGCGCUGGCUUGGAUGGCGCUGUGUGGCGUGUUUUCUUUGGCGACAAGGGGCCGUACGCGCUGAAAUUGUUCUGGGAUGCUGGCGUGACCUACGACAUAUCCUGGUAUUGGGCUGCGCAGCGGGAGUGUCAAAAUGCAGCAUUGCUCCAGAUGCUGCGUGCAUCUCUUGACUGGGAAGGCCACGCAGGCAAGCGAGCCCAGGGAGCCCAAGGAAUCCAGGGAGUCCAGGCAGUACAGGGCAAACAGGGCGAACAGGCAGAAGAGGGCGACCAGGGCGAACAGGGAGAACAGGGCGACCAGAACAAGCAAGACAAACCCCCAGGCACUGUACUAGUGCAUGCGAACCCCCAAACUCAUGAAGACGCCUUGAGCAACUUGAUGGCCUUUUCCCUUGAAGCAAAGCAGCGCAACCAAACCAACGAAACCUCACAAAGCGUACCGCCGUCCCAGGUCCAGCAUCAAGUCCAGUCCCAAACCAGUGAGGUCAUCCGCUUGGGACGAGACUCGAUGCCGCGUUUUGCGCAGUUCCACGGCUGGCUGCGCGUCGAUGGAAUUGCCCUCGUUAGGCGCAUGCCUUUGGGUGUUUUUCCGGCGGUCCAGGUCGUCGACAAGCAUAAGCGUUAUGUGCAAGAUCUGCAGGAGUUGAAGGACUGGAAGGUCGAGGUUGGCCUGGCCGACGCGGCAGACGAGUUGGAGCUGCACUACGCCAUUGUGUACGAGUAUGUGGAAAGCGGAGGGAUGGACAAAGAGAGGGCGAGGGUGAGGCACAGCAAAACUUGGCAAGGACAACAACGAGCCAAGGCCAAAGCCGAGGCCGAGGCCAAAGAGGCGCUUGCGGUUGGUGUCGAGACGCGGAACCAACGGGCACAACGUGAGGCAUUGGCAGCUCGGCAAAAAGAACAAAAAGAGAAGCAACGACAAGAGCGACUAAAAGAGGACCAACAGCAAGAACACGACCGGGUUGCGGCCGUGGCGCGUUUCUUGCACUUGGCCGGAAUCUCCUUUUGUCCCCAGUCGCUGGCAUGCAACUGGAAAAAUGGCGUGCUCAUCGACCACUCGGACAUUAUCAGCCCGCGCAGCUACGGUUGGGCACAGAUGUGGUACAGGAUCAGAUCGGUAGAGAAACUGCUGGCGGAAUAG